This is a messenger RNA of Pongo pygmaeus (Bornean orangutan), 1025 nucleotides long. RefSeq names its product probable ribosome biogenesis protein RLP24. Gene Ontology annotation, cellular component: nucleolus. Gene Ontology annotation, molecular function: structural constituent of ribosome. Gene Ontology annotation, biological process: ribosomal large subunit biogenesis. The coding region runs from base 227 to 664 and encodes 145 amino acids. Lineage: Eukaryota; Metazoa; Chordata; Mammalia; Primates; Hominidae. The transcript has 2 exons. The record is from RefSeq and is a predicted model, not a curated record.
GCACACGAUAAGGGGUCGGUUUUGUUCGACGACUUCACUUUUUUUCCAGUGAAGAAACAGAGGCCCGAGGGGGCACCAAGUUUCUGAACCCCUUGGAAGAAAAGGUCUGAGGUGCGAAGGGUGGGGUGUACUGACAUUGGAAAACCACAGCAGACUUUAGAAAGGAAGAACUAGGUCAUGAAAGACUUCACGGAAAGCUGUAGGGCCCAUCUAUCCUGGUCACGGCAUGAUGUUCGUCCACAACGAUUGCAAGGUGUUCAGAUUUUGUAAAUCUAAAUGUCAUAAAAACUUUAAAAAGAAGUGCAGUCCUCGCAAAGCUAGGUGGAUCAAAGCAUUCCAGAAUGCAGCUGGUAAAGAGCUUACAGUGGAUAAUUCAUUUGAAUUUGAAAAACGUAGAAAUGAACCUAUCAAAUACCAGCAAGAGCUAUGCAAUAAAACUAUUGAUGCAAUGAAGCAAAUUGAAGAAAUCAAACAGAAAUGCCAAGCUAAAUUUAUAAUGAACAGAUUGAAUAAAAAUAAAGAGCUACAGAAAGUUCAGUAUAUCAAAGAAGUCAAGCAAAACAUCCAUCUUAUUCAAGCCCCUCUUGCAGGCAAAGAGAAGCAGUUGGAAGAGAAAAUGGUACAGCAGUUACAAGAGGAUGUAGACAUGGAAAAUGCUUCUUAAAAAUCUCUGUAACCAUUUCUUUUAUGUACAUUUGAAAAUGUCCUUUACAGACUUGGAAAUGAUAAAUUAUCAGUUGAUUUUUUACAUAAGGUCACUUAAAUGAAAAGUGAUUAAAACAUAUCUUUCCUACGUUGCCAUCUGCAAAACAUCAGAUAUUACGAAUGUUAGAUUGCAUCUCAGCGUUAAAUCUUCACUGAUAGAUGUAUGUAUGUAAAUCAUGAAAAUUCUACUUCUAACUAUAGAAGUGAAUUGUGGAUGUAAAAUGGUUAUGCUGUUUGGAUAAUGGCACUAGGCAGCAUUUGUAUAACAACUAAUGGCAAAAAUUCAUGGCUAGUGAUGUAUAAAAUAAAAUAUUCUUUGC